UCUUCAGAUAAGAUUUGGUAAACACCGUAGUUGGUUGAAGGAAGUGGCAAGAAGAAAGAAAAGAGACAAAGAGGAUUUUUGGAAGUAAGAUUUCCACAGAAAUAAUGUGCGUUGAGUACGAUUUCAAUGAAGCGCACGAUGCAACAACAUAACGUAUUCAUGCUGCCAUCGUCGGCAAAGAGAAAAAUCAAGUACGUCCUUUUAGCAUUGGUUCUUUUGUUCGCUGCGAAGCUGUUCGGUCUGACGACUCUCUUCUUUGAGAAGGACUUCCACAAGAACUUCCGGUAUCCGUACGAUGGGCCCCUCGAGGAGUUCAUCGAUCAGCUGAAGAACGAUGAAAAGCCGAUGGUGAAACCAAUCAAUUUUUAUCCCUAUCCCUACAUCUACAAUCAAACAAAGAAAUGUGUGGGAAACGACGAAGUGAGGCUCGUGUAUUUGGUGAAAUCCGCACCAGAGCACUUCAACAGGAGGAUAGCCAUCAGGGAGAGCUGGGGCUUUGAGAAGAGGUUCUCUGAUGUGGAGAUACGCAGAGUUUUCCUUCUGGGUUAUCAGAAUAAGAACAUUCAAAGCCUGUUGGAUGAAGAACAAAAAAAGUUUGGUGAUCUGCUGCAAGCAAAUUUUACAGAUUCAUAUUUCAAUAAUACCAUAAAAACCAUGAUCGGUUUAAAGUGGGCCUAUAACAAUUGCAAGAAGGCCAAAUACUUCAUGCUGACAGACGACGAUUAUUACGUUUCUACGAAAAACGUACUUAGGUAUUUGAGAAACCCAGCAAAUUACCCUGCCUAUUUGGAAUUGAAUAAAGUGAAGAGGCAGAUUGACAUGGAGCUUCCAGAUGAUGUAAAAUUGUAUACAGGGUUCGUGUUCAACUCGAAGCCCCACAGGCACGUUUUCAGCAAAUGGUUCGUGAAUCUCAACGAGUACCCGUACGAUAGAUGGCCCCCUUACGUCACGGCCGGAGCCGUUCUCUUCUCGCGGAGCGCCAUGAUAGACAUGUACUUGGCGAGUUUUUACACUCAUCACUUCCGAUUUGACGAUAUCUACUUGGGAUUGCUUGCGUUGAAAACGCACAUUGAGCCCUUCCAUUCCGACGAAUUUCAUUACUACAAGAAGUCGUACAGCAAAGAUGAUUACAGAUUUACUGUCGCGUCGCACGGAUUCUUACCUGGCGAGAUGCUGCAAGCUUGGAACGAACAGAAAUCUCUAGGAAAUGCUUAGCAUUAGAAGCAAUUUGUAAAUACUCAUGUAAAUAAAUGGAUUUAACUUUUA
Messenger RNA from Nicrophorus vespilloides, 1266 nucleotides. RefSeq names its product beta-1,3-galactosyltransferase brn. NCBI's taxonomy places the organism in Eukaryota, Metazoa, Arthropoda, Insecta, Coleoptera, Silphidae. The transcript has a single exon. Gene Ontology annotation, molecular function: hexosyltransferase activity; UDP-glycosyltransferase activity. The record is from RefSeq and is a predicted model, not a curated record. Gene Ontology annotation, cellular component: membrane. The coding region runs from base 127 to 1215 and encodes 362 amino acids.